UGGGCGGGGCAGGAGUUGAAAUUCCAAAGACUGAGCCUCCACGAAGAAACGGAGAACUGCUUUUUGAUUUCCUUCGUGGGUAGUUUUAAGACAAUAUUUUUUAAAAAUGUUACAAUUUGGGUACGUUUCCGUUGUUCAAACAGUAGGAGAAACCGAGUGACGGCUGGCUGCGCGCGCAGGGGAAAAAAGCGCCCCCCACGGACUCAUUUUUUGCGCAUGUGCAAUGGCGACACGAAGCACUCUCCACCCGACUCAGCCUCCACUUCCUUCCUCCCGUGAGGCCAGCGUGGGUGUGGGCCGGAGCUUCCUUUCUGUGACAGGCAGAGCGACCAAACUUAACCGAACUAAGCGGCGGCGGCGGCGGCGAGAGGAUGGCGAAGCACACGGUUUCCUCCGCGCGCUUCCGCCGGGUGGACGUGGACGAGUACGACGAGAAUAAGUUCGUGGAUGAGGAGGAUGGUGGCGACGGCCAGGUCGGUCCCGACGAGGGCGAGGUGGACUCCUGUCUGAGGCAAGGGAACAUGACAGCUGCUUUGCAGGCAGCUUUGAAGAAUCCUCCAAUUAACACCAAGAGUCAAGCAGUAAAGGAUCGUGCAGAAAGCAUUGUUCUGAAGGUUCUCAUCUCUUUCAAAGCCAGUGACAUUGAAAAGGCUGUACAGUCUUUGGACAAGAAUGGGGUUGACCUCUUAAUGAAAUACAUCUAUAAGGGCUUUGAGAGCCCAUCUGAUAACAGCAGUGCUGUCUUACUGCAGUGGCAUGAAAAGGCUCUUGCUGCUGGGGGUGUAGGCUCCAUUGUCCGUGUCUUAACUGCCAGGAAAACAGUUUAAGUCCAGCAGGAAGUGCCCUUCUGCUACAGGUGUGGGAAAUGCUGGUACAAAGACCAAAACAACCAAAUGCCAUCACUGCCCUGUGGGUAGCAUCUCUCUCUUUCUUUCUGUGUGUCUCCACUUGCCUUCUUGCUUUUCUUAUCAAUUAUGUAAUACGCAUAUCAGAUUUUUUUGUUAAAUAUUGGAUAAUUAUAGAGAUGCAGUUUUAUUUGUAAAAUGAGAUUUGGUAUUCUCAAAGCAUUUCAGUGACUCAUGUGCAGUGUUUGCCUAGGAUGAUUUGCAUUUUCAGAGAAUUAUGACAGAAUACUGCUGCCUUCCCCUUUCUUUGGCCAGGCCUGAAGAGGAUUGAGGUCUAUAUUGUUUGCAGAUCAGGCAGCAUUCCCUUACUAAUAAUGGAAACUGGACUUCAUGUUUCCUGAUCAAGUUCUGAUUGUACAUCAUCAAGCAAGGUUGUCCAAAAGGUCAGGUUAUUCCUCAGUGGGUGAAUGUAGUUCAGAAGGAUUUUUCACAAUGUUAUUUUGCAGUCCCUUCAUGAUGAAUCAAUAAGAGGAGAAAUGUCCUUCUUUCUGUGAUGAGCCAUCAAAAGAAGGAAAUGAAGCAAUUUUUUUCCUGGAAUUCAGUAUAGCAGUUACCUCUUAAUGAUCUAAUAUGUGCAUGUUAAAUGUUUUAGCACAGAACUACCUGUUGUACUUUAUUUGGGACUAUGUAAAAUGCAUCCCUGUGCCAGGUUUUCCUCUGUUACAAUGCGUAGGAUAUCUUACACCUGUACCUUGACAUCAUAACUUUGGGUGUUUUCCUGCUCCCACUCUCCAUUGGAUGCAGGUGUGACGGUGAGAGAGAGGACAAGUAACCCUCGGGGGAGGGAGGGGAGGUUUGAUUAGGGUUCUGGUUUUGGUAGAAACUACAUAUUGAAUGUAAUGUGUAGUUUGGCCUUAAGAUUCAUAAAUCAGUGUUGAGGUAAUGGAGACCUAAAAAAGCUUGACGUCUGUUCCUAAGAGGGUCAUGAUCCUUGUUGUAUCAUAGGAGAAAGUAUUGACCAAGAAAAAAAAUUAAGUGCUUAUAAGUUAAAAAGUGUGACUUUUCAGCAGACCUUGUGCAUUCCAGACCUGGAAACAGCUUGAAUAUGAAUUACUUAGGAGUGAAGCUGACUGGUAUGUUUCAUGUAUACUUAAAGCCAGUUCAUAUCUAAAAACUGGUAAGGAAUUCUGAAACCUUUGCUCAUUUUUUAUACCUGCUUUUUUUGUAAAAUGAGAAAAAUAAAAAAUGGUCACUGUUAA
Sphaerodactylus townsendi is the source of this 2104-nucleotide messenger RNA. RefSeq names its product actin related protein 2/3 complex subunit 5 (gene ARPC5). Gene Ontology annotation, cellular component: actin cytoskeleton; cytoplasm; Arp2/3 protein complex. The record is from RefSeq and is a predicted model, not a curated record. Gene Ontology annotation, molecular function: actin filament binding. The coding region runs from base 372 to 827 and encodes 151 amino acids. The transcript is spliced from 4 exons. Lineage: Eukaryota; Metazoa; Chordata; Lepidosauria; Squamata; Sphaerodactylidae. Gene Ontology annotation, biological process: regulation of actin filament polymerization; Arp2/3 complex-mediated actin nucleation; cell migration.